AGUCUUCCGACAGCUCGAAAUCAAUGUAAGGAGAUUGUGGUCGAGGGAGUCCUGGAAAGAGGGAUGCCGAAAAUAGUAUACCAUUGCUCGUCUUCGGUCAUUUUUGGGGGCACUCUUUGUUGCAGUUGUCUCUUCUGAGCCUCGGAGAUACCUUCCCAUUCGCGCAUUGGGCGCUGCUCGCAGGACCGGGCUCUUAAAUGGACAUCGCGAACCUCCUCAGUGUUGAAGGUCUCCAUGCAAACCACGCAAUAGAUGGGGAGUCGAUGUUGCCUCGACAGAUGCUGUUUGACGUACGAGAUCUUGGUGAGCCGGUGUCUGUAACAGGAUCUAUAUCGAUGCGGAUCUUUCUUGCAAAACGGACACGCCAGCCAGAGACGACGAUUCUUUUCGAGCUUGGGAGGACACUGUUUCUUCUGAAUACCUUGACAUCCUUGGUCCCCCAAUCGCUCCUCUUCAGGGCAUCUUCCUCGUUUCUGGCCCUUCUCUCGAUAGACUCCAUAGACUCCUCAAUAUCCAUCCGCGCAGUUUCAGGUACGGUCAUGGUCCGCGGCGAAUCGAAUUGUGGUUCCGCUGGCUUCUUAGCAUCUUGCCUGGUGUCAUCCCUCAAACAGAUUUCGGACUCUCUGGAGUCGAGUCCAGUCAAGACAGGAUCCAGUCGCGAAGCAUACGGUUCGUGCCAGGCUUUCAUGAAUCGUCCACCAGCAUGAAUCACUAUCUCUUCAAUUGGGUCUGUUCUGGCCACAUCUCUCAGAGUAUCUAGCAUCUGGUAACGUGACAAGCUUGAUUUGAUUGCACAGAUGGAGCCUGCGACGGAUGAGAGAGAAUCACACUGGCCUGGACCGGAGGAAGUGACACCUUGCGUAUCUUCCAGUUUCGGCUGUGAAUCGAGUGGCACAACUGGGAACGCGCCAGUAUCAUCGACGAAAUAGAUGGCGCUGCUCCGAGUGCUGUUGGUGACGAUCUUUCCCGGGCCUGGAGGAGAUGCGUGGAGGCUAUUGCCGUCGCCAUGGGUCGGAGACUCCCCGGGUGAGGCUGCUGGACUGGGUGUUCCUAUUAUCGAUUUCUCCAGAGAAGCACGGGUUUGAAGUUGGAAUUGAG
Molecule: messenger RNA, 1098 nt
Organism: Exophiala xenobiotica
Lineage: Eukaryota; Fungi; Ascomycota; Eurotiomycetes; Chaetothyriales; Herpotrichiellaceae
Exons: 1
Coding region: 198-707 (169 amino acids)
Source: RefSeq, a predicted model, not a curated record